Synchiropus splendidus (mandarinfish) is the source of this 3064-nucleotide messenger RNA. RefSeq names its product upstream transcription factor 2, c-fos interacting (gene usf2). The coding region runs from base 404 to 1363 and encodes 319 amino acids. Gene Ontology annotation, molecular function: DNA-binding transcription factor activity, RNA polymerase II-specific; protein dimerization activity; RNA polymerase II cis-regulatory region sequence-specific DNA binding. Lineage: Eukaryota; Metazoa; Chordata; Actinopteri; Syngnathiformes; Callionymidae. The record is from RefSeq and is a predicted model, not a curated record. Gene Ontology annotation, biological process: regulation of transcription by RNA polymerase II. The transcript has 11 exons.
UGAAGUCCGGUCCGUGUCUUGUAGCAGCCGGCUAUUUUAGGCGGAUAAAACUGUUGUAGUGGAACAAGAAGGAAUCCAUGACGUUUUCUAACAAUCUGCUUCACUUGAAAUAACCUUCACUGUUCGGUACCAUCCAGUGGACCAGAACCUUCUUGUGAUCCCUCGAAGAGACACGGAGCCGCGGCGUCGCCCGCGUACGGACUAUUUUCUUGUGGAGCGAACUAGCUGCCGCUGCUUCCGCCGCUCUGCAUCGGCCUCCAUUACGUCUUCGUGUCCGCUCGCUGCCUCACGUGUCCUGGGCUGUCUUCCUCACAUGACCCGAGUGUUUGUCCCCGUGAUCAGCGCUUCCAUCUCCGUCAAUCCGAGCCUUUGAAGAUCGGCGUUCCACACCCGGGAAUCCUCCAUGGAUAUACUGGAGCAGAGUCUGGACAGUUCGGCGAGUCACGACAAAUCGGAAUCCGAGGAGGUGGUGCAGCUACAAGAAGGAGACUCGGUGGAGGAGCAGGCAGCAGUGACCAUCGCUGGGGUUCCACAGGCAGCUUUCACAGACCACAACGUCCAGUACCAGUUUCGAACAGAGAACAAUGGCGGACAGGUGACCUACAGAGUAGUGCAGUUAACAGAUGACUCGUCGGCAGACGGGGCAGGGGCGGUCAGUGUCGUCUCGACAGCAGCGUUUGCUGGGGCGCCGCAGACUGUGGCUCAGACUGUGAUCCAGAACCCCUUCAGUAACGGAGGGAGUCCCGUCGCAGAGACCGUCGGUGGAGAGACACGGUUUGCGUACUUCCCUGCCGCCACCGUCGGCGACGGAGCCGCCGUGUCGGUGCAAGCCGGCGCAGAUCCAGCCAUCACACAAGCAGGAGGUCAGUUUUAUGUGAUGAUGACGCCUCAAGACGUGCUUCAGACGGCGACCCCUCGCUCCAUCGCUCCUCGCACACACACCUACACAACAGACCUCGGUGAAAGCGAGAUGCUCCAGCAUGGCAGCUCCAACUGGAAGGUGGACGGCACCAGGGCGCCGAGAGACGAGAGGCGGCGGGCGCAACACAAUGAAGUGGAGAGAAGACGGAGAGACAAAAUCAACAACUGGAUCGUCACGUUAUCGAAAAUCAUUCCCGACUGCAGCAUUGACAGCAGAACUGGAGCCAGUAAAGGAGUCAUCCUGUCGAAGGCCUGCGACUACAUCCGAGAACUGCGUCAGAACAACCAGCGACUGCAGGAGGGUUUCAAAGAGGUGGAACGGGUAGAGAUGGACAAUGAGCUGCUAAGACAACAGAUUGAGGAACUAAAGAACGAUAACGCGCUCCUCCGGGCUCAGCUCCAGCAGCACGGCAUAGAGCUCAACGGAGAGGCCACACCAUAAUGAUGGUGGACUGGACACUUCAUACGUCGCUCCCCUUUCACCUGAACAGGAGCAGGGCCCUCAUCCGUCACCAACGCUUCACGUGUUCAUUUCGAGACGCGGAUCCACGUGAAUCCGCCGGAAUGUGAAGGUUAAAGUCGAGCUGGAACGGAACCUCUUAUUCUUUACACCGUCCCCACGCAACAGUUGAAGGGAGUCCGUAGUCGUUGGGGAGAGCACCAAGCGUGUCACUUUCACCUUUAAAAUGAAGGACCUUGAUACUAAACCCACUCUUAUUUGUCAGGCACAUUUGAACAGCGUUAUUUUAUUUUCAACAGAAAGGCUUGCACGGGUGUUUUUAAAAGACACGUGCAGCAAAUAUAUUUGUAUUUUGGGUACAAAUUAGGUUUGUUUUUAAUAUACUUCUGUCAUAUUUAUGUCAUUGUUUUUGCACCUGACAGGAUGAAACCAGGGGCUUUGUCGCUUCCUGCAUAUGCAUCUUUGUCUUCUGUUCAAACCAGAGAAUUAUAAUCUACACAUUAUAAUUCACAUCACAACGACGAAACAGUUUAAAAGUGUGACGCCAAUCUUCCGCUCGACUUUAUACACCGUGCUCAUUUUUGCGGGCGUACGUGCUAGCAUCUGUUAGCGCCUAGCCGAACACACAGAGGGCUAGAAAGACCUUCUCUGUACUCCCCCCAACGUUCCACCCCAAAGGCUUUACACCACCACACUCGCACAAGAGGUGGCUGCUCCGCUCUCAUGACGCCGUGCCGAAGUGAUCGGAACCUUUCCUCCUUUACUUUUGGUUUGUGAGUCUCCAAUUCAAUCUCACUAAUGACCAGUCAUGAACUGACUUUAACCCCUUUAUAUAUUUUUUAUUUAUUAGUCUUUGAAGAAUGUGGACCGAAGCUUAUUGCAUUCACUCAAGAGAAAAAAAAGUGUUUUCGGUCGAAAUUAAAUUACGGUGAAUUAGUUGGUAAAAAAUAUGUUUGUGCUUGCAACAUUUUUUUUUGAAAUUAUGGUAUUAAUUUCAAAUAAUAACCUUUGGUUAAUUAUACGAGAAUCACGACAAAAUGAUCUAUUAUAUUGAGAUAUCUCAUUUCAUAAAUAAUCUUGCUGAAUAAAAAUAGAGUUUAAACUCGCUCGAAAAGGAAGAGGUUUUCUUAAUUCCGUAUGUUUUCCGAGGGUGAGAGUCUCUCCUGCAGCAGCAAUUCUUCUAGAUUGUCAGCAUUGCUGUUACACAGGUUUGUUAUUUUCAGUCAGUAGAGGUUUGUACACAGUAUUAGUUCGAAGCCUUAAUAAUAGAGAUAGUAGGCGAAAACCAGCUCAGGUAAUUGGGAUCAUGCACUGGAAGGUGAAUCCCCUGACUAACUGAGGUCCUGCGCCAUUUACGGCGCAAUGUAAAUAGAGAAGAAAUAUUGAUUGUCAAGAUGUGGUUCUUAUUGUUUUAUUUGGGGUUUGUUCACCCCGAUUAUUUCUAAAACUACUUAAAAAAAAUACUGAUAAUUCAAGAGCAAAUACCUGUUCUGUUUUUAUUUUUUCACGAGGAUCAUGAGCGUUGUUAGACGUCGAAUGGAUUUUUAAAUGAUUUUAAAUCCUGGUGCUGUUGAUGGAUGAUUCGAGCAAUAGGCAAGAAAUGUUUGGAUGAUGGUGGUCGGAAACUUGUCGACACUGAAGGUCACCACAGCAUGGAAUUACAACCACUGGCAUGACUAAUAA